Dicrocoelium dendriticum is the source of this 933-nucleotide messenger RNA. NCBI's taxonomy places the organism in Eukaryota, Metazoa, Platyhelminthes, Trematoda, Plagiorchiida, Dicrocoeliidae. The record is from the annotation of a GenBank genome assembly.
AUGUCACGAAACCGAAGACGCGGAGACUCAUCUUUGCCUCGAGGUUCGCAGUACAUUGAUGGACGCCUGAUCCACGAGGAGACGAAACAGAAGCUUUUCUUUCAAACACAUGUGUGUACCGUCUAUAGAGAAAUUUUGGAGCGGAAGGAGCAAUUUUUGAGAACUUCGGCUGAGCACUGCAUGAUUAAGAAUAUCAGGAAACGUCAAACACACGCGACAAUGAGUAUUUUGGAAGAUCGUUUCACUCUGGAGAAAAACAAGAGAACCGCGAGAGCACCAUUCCGUUCGUUUCUGUUUUAUCGAGAAAUUUUCGAUAUUCGACGCAAUCCAACCAAACCGGAAUUUUUUGUAAUCAGCGUGGAUUCUGAAGUCAGUGGUAAAAAAUACUAUGAGGUUUACAAGUGUAAAAGCAGAGAGGACGCUUACAAGGUGGAGACCUACAUUAGAAGAGCACUCGAAGACAGUGAUAAGAUGGUGCGUUCCGAAUCUUACCUCAGUGUGGUCCCGGUGCCGAGUGUAGGCUCAGAUUUACACCGCUCUCUUCUUCAUGUGGAUUUCGACGGCAGUGUAUCAUCACUGGAGGACGACUACAGGCGAUCUUCCAUACGAUAUAAUGUAAAUUACGCGCCAUCUCCCGAUUACAGGUAUCGACCAGCAACUGCCAGUCCUCUGAUGGUGAUACAACGACCAUUACAAGCCUCCGCCAAAUCAGCUUCACCAGCUGUUCCAAGAGAAAUCUCGAUUUAUACUUCUCCGCCAUCACCGGGUACCAGAAGACGAGCAUCCUCAUUAUUUUACCUACCGGAAAAAGACAGGGACGGUAUAGAGGGUGAUGUCACCUAUUUAAUGUUCGAUGGAAGAAGUGGUAAUCCAGUAGUAAAUGAAAAUGGUCCAAUAUACAUGUUUUGUGAUCGUCACCAUAAUAGGAGGUAG